AUGGCCGCAUCUCGCACCUUCUUCGUCGGCGGCAACUACAAGAUGAACGGCACGCUCGAGAGCACCAAGAAGCUGCUCCAGCUGCUCAAGGACGCCCAGCUCGACUCCAACACGGAGGUCGUCGUCGCGCCGCCGGCGAUCCACCUGCUGCUCGCGCAGGAGCAGCUUGCCGGCUCGCCCGUCAAGGUCUCGGCGCAGAACGCCUACCACAAGGACGCCGGCGCCUUCACCGGCGAGAUCAGCGUCACGCAGCUCAAGGACGCCUCCAUCCCGUGGGUCAUCCUCGGCCACUCAGAGCGCCGCACGCUCUUCGGCGAGAGCGACGAGCUCGUCGCCGAGAAGACCAAGGCCGCGCUGGCGCAGGGCAUCAGCGUGAUUGCGUGCGUCGGCGAGACGCUCGAGCAGCGCGAGGCCAACGAGUCGAUCAACGUCGUCGUGCGCCAGCUCGAUGCGAUCAAGAAGCAGGUCGACGACUGGAGCAAGAUCGUCGUGGCCUACGAGCCCGUGUGGGCCAUCGGCACCGGCAAGGUCGCCACGACGGAGCAGGCGCAGGAGGUGCACGCCGCCAUCCGCAAGUGGGCCGUCGAGAAGCUCGGCCAGUCGGCCGGCGAGGGCCUGCGCGUCAUCUACGGCGGCUCCGUCGCGGCCAAGAACUGCAAGGAGCUCGCCGCCCAGCCCGACAUCUCGGGCUUCCUCGUCGGCGGCGCCUCGCUCAAGCCCGAGUUCGUCGACAUCUGCAACGCGCGGCUCUAA
Tilletiopsis washingtonensis is the source of this 753-nucleotide messenger RNA. RefSeq names its product Triosephosphate isomerase. The transcript has 5 exons. Gene Ontology annotation, cellular component: cytosol. Gene Ontology annotation, molecular function: triose-phosphate isomerase activity. The record is from RefSeq and is a predicted model, not a curated record. Gene Ontology annotation, biological process: glyceraldehyde-3-phosphate biosynthetic process; gluconeogenesis; glycolytic process. NCBI's taxonomy places the organism in Eukaryota, Fungi, Basidiomycota, Exobasidiomycetes, Entylomatales. The coding region runs from base 1 to 753 and encodes 250 amino acids.